AUUUGCUGUGGAGCGUAUUAUGGGUACGGAAAAUUUGGCAUAAGGUGAUAGCAGUGGUAAAAAGUGUGAAAAUAUUUACAUUAUCGUGAAGCCAGCAGCAGUGUUUUAAGAUUUUACCGCAGAAAAUGGAUUUAGAAAUCGAAGCACAGAAGCCGACACUGGAUCUGGCCAAGAAAUGUCUCAAGAAGGUCCCCAAAAUGGAGGAUGCUCAACAGUACAAAGUGCUGUUACUGGACGACAAUGAGCUGCAGAAGAUUGAUAAUAUUGAUUGCUAUUUAAAAAUUGAAAAGUUGUCGCUGUGCAAAAAUCAGUUACUGCGGAUGUACGGCGUUUGCCGAUUGCAUUGUUUGCGGGAGCUGAACUUGUCGUGCAAUGGAAUACUGACCAUCGAAGGGCUGAAAGAUUUGGUGCACCUCACGCACUUGAAUCUGGAGUGUAACAAUAUCAAAACAAUUGAGCAUUUGAACACUAACGUGAACCUGCAGGUGCUGAAUCUAUCGGAAAACAGUAUCACCAGCGUGUCGGAUAUUUCGUUUUUAAAAAAUUUAAAGGAACUCUUUCUUAACGGGAACCGCAUUUCGCAUUUAAGACAGUGUGAUAAGUAUUUACCUCAGUCGCUGGAAACCCUAACACUGGCAAAGAAUAACAUCUUCGAUCUAAAUGAAAUCUGCACGCUGAGCCACCUGAACAAUCUGAAUAGCAUCACAGUGGCCGACAAUCCCUGCGUGCAGAUGACCGGAAACGCAGUCGGAUUCGACUAUCGUCCGUUUGUGCUGAACUGGUGUAUGAGCGUGAAACAUAUCGACGGGUUUGUCGUGACUGCCAUCGAAAGUUUGAAGGCCGAAUGGUUGUAUAGCCAGGGACGGGGCCGUCAGUUUCGGAUAGGGGAGCAAACGGCACUCGCCCGUUACUUGAGCAGCGUUUGUCCGUUAUCCGGCGAAGCGUUGGAGAACCAGAACGAGCGUAAGCUGCGAUUGAUUCUCAGUAAAGCGCAACAACACCAACGGCAGCUGCAGGAACAAACAACCCUCGGUGCUGCUGACGGAACGAACCAGUCGGCCAACAAUUCACCGUCGUCGCUCCGACGGAAAGGCCAAGCAACACGCAUACAAUCUCCGCGUGUUUCGCGGCUCAGUGGGCGCCAAAAUUCCCCAGACGCCAUGUCGAACAGUUACCAUGGUAACCUGUCCGUGAACAACUCUUUGUCGUCGGGUCACAGCGACAACAGCUCGGGAGGUUCGCAGCUGUUUGAAUUGACCCGCUCGCUGAUCGACAACAUUACGUCGGAUGGUGGCAGUAUCAUGUCGCAAAGUUUGGACCCCAACAUGCUGGCCACAAACAACAGCAGCGGCGGAUCAAACUCGAUGACCGAAAGCAUCAUUCUAAGCAAACAGCAAGCCACGGCGAAUCAAAACCACAGUGGACUUUACAAUGAUCAAUCCACAACGCCGCUGCCGGUCGUUUUGAGUGACGGUCCGUUGACUGCGGCAUCGAAGAUGGUUCCUGUUCCGGAGUCACUGAUGAGCCCGGACUGUGGGCCAAGCACAACCACCGCGGCCAGCAUCGUGCAUCGCAAUAUGCAAAACUGCAACAAACAACCUCAGCCGCAAACUCCGCAGAUCCCGAAAGCCAUCAAGACAAAGGACAGCAACCGUUCGGUGGGCCAGAUCGGUGGCGGCAUUCCUGUGACGAGCGCGGCCACAAAGAGUGGCAGUCCGCGGGCAGUGAAGCGCAACAAUAGCAGCGAGCGUUCGUCGCCAUCGCUUUCACCGCGCAAAACCCUCACGAAUCACGCCACCAACGGGGCGCCUCAUUCGCGGCCCGUUUCGGCCCAAUCGAAACACUCGGUACAUCCGGCGACGGCCACCCCAUCGGAGUGUGGUUCGAGUAACGCCGUCAGUUCGGACGAGGAAAGUGAAGCGAUCAAUGUCGAAAAACUGCGUACCAUACGCCACAAGGCGGCACAGCAAACGCACCAUCCGGGGACGAGUAGAAUCAAAGAGAAGGAGCCUACCGCACCGAAAGCCACCACGUUGCUGGACGUCGUCGCGAUCAUCGACGAUAACAAGGCGGCUGAAAAUUCGGCCAUAUUCAUUCAGAAGAUUUGGCGCGGCUACGUGGCCCGGAAGCGGAUGCGCGGGGUGGCCGAGAAGUUGUUCCAUAAACGGACCAACGAUCACAUCCAGCAGCUGACGAAGGACAUGAUCGUGACGAAGCAACAGCUGGAAGCAGGCCGCAAGAUUCAGCAGCUUCAGAUGCAAGCGCUGCGGCAACUCUGGCGGAAGGUGUCCGCGAUGAACAACGGCAGCAAACCGUCGAUCAAUGCUUGCCCGACGCAGGACGACGAGGAUGAUGGAUCGGCCGGGUGUGAACCGUUGGCAGGCGACGGAAGCGAUGGGGGCGGUCCCACCAGCAGCACAUUGCAAGAUCUCACCAAAUCGUGCUCGAUGCUGAUGAACCAGGUGCAACAGCUGCAGAGUGCUGUCCAGGACAUUGUGGGUUGCAUGCAGUUUCUGGUGCACGUUCCUCAGUCUUCGCAGCAAAAGCACUGUAGCAGUGAAACACAAACGGAGAUCGUUGCAGUGCACACGCCUCAAGCGGAGCAGCUGCCGCCCGAUAGCUUUCCAAUCGUCAAAUCAAGCACCGGUGUGCCAAACAAGGAGCAACACCCGCCGCAAGGCAACUCAGCCAGCAACAAGCUGACGAGACCCUCGACGUUGCCCAUCGGUUCAUCGGAAACGUCACCAAAGAUUGCCAUUGAGCAGGAAGUGAAGUCAACGGAAGACGAUAGAAGGAGUGGCACUCUAGGAAGCGGAGGUCAACCUACACUGCUCAUAAUGGAAGCCGAUCGAGGAAGCGAAGAGGAGAACAACGACGGAGAGCAGAAGGAAUGCGACGAUCGCGAAGUGGAGGAAACGAAGGUUUGCGCAGUGGCGCCACCGGAAGUCAAGGUCACGAUCACGGAAAAGGCUGACCAGUGAAAACGGAACGCUUCUCUGACAUACGGUGCAGUUUUGAUGAGGCGUUUGUGCAUUUAGAAGCCGCGGAAUUGUAUUUGUUGAUUAUUUUUAAGCUAUUUAUCUAAACAAGCCAGCAAAGAAGAUCGAUGGUUGGCCCAAUUUUUAGUGAAAUUCGUCUUCUGUAAACCCUUUGGUGGCCAUGCGCAUUUGGCAAGCACUUCUUCCCGGUUAGUGCAUUUUCAAAGCCGGAACUUCCGGUGAUAAUUCCGUAACAACAGCCUCUCUGUACCACCGUUUGAGCGGAGAUAGUUUCAUCGGCUACACUUGAUCGCCUCCAGAAGCUGCCCGCGUUCCGAUUUAUGAUUAUUUUACCUCCGAUCUACACUACAAGUGCCUGUAAUUAUAAUUAGUUGCAAAGACUAACGAGUAAAUGAUUCUACCUUAAGUGAAGUGAUGGGUGUGCUAUCAUAGGGUCGACAAAUAAGCAUCGUCUGCGAUCAUGAUUAGUUGCUAGCAGCAUGAGAUUAGUUUUAAUUCCUACGAUCGAUUCACCCAGCCUAGCGAAGGGCGACGAAACAUUCCAACGAAGCGGAACGGUGGUUCACAAAACAGUAAUGCCAAAUGAUGAUGCACAGGACAGGAAUGCUCCAGGGCGGUGUAGGUUUCCGAUUAGUUUUACAUUAAACAGUAGAAGUAACACCGAUAGAAGUAGAUUCCGAUAUGCAGAUGUUUUCCGGAUAGCAGAGAGAGAGUAUCUUAGAGUUAGUAGAGAACCUAACAGGUAGAAAACCCGCCACAUGGUCGGACAUUGUUAUUCGACGCGUCACGUUUAGAGGGCGUUUCGCUAACAAUCGAAAACGUUUUAACACCGAAAAGGUAAUUCCGUUCCGUGUCCCCGGAAGAUUAUCUACCUAUGUAUCGUUCCGCAAAUAGGAUCUCUUAAAAAGUUCAUACUUUUACUAACCGGCAUCGUAGUAUUAGUGGACAGGUUACGUUAGUUUAUCACAUUUCUAAACAUUCGCGCGAUUAGCACUACAUAGGAGUAGAGUAGGCAACCGAACCCGUUCAGCCCCGAUCGCUUUUACUGUGGGUCAAUGGACCCUACACUUCUCAUGCUCUGUACUCUGUGCACUCGCAACCUCUGAUCUCUGUCGUGCUCCGCGUGCUAUUGGUGUGCUUUUUGCGCUCGCGUUUCCAUGCCAACCACCGGCAUUCGGUUGUGCAGAGCGCCAAUGUGUGCGAAAGGCAGGCGCUGGCAAUGUCGUCCCGUGUUCAGCUUUCCGUUCCUAGGAGUGAACUCUUGAUAAGA
Messenger RNA from Anopheles bellator, 4269 nucleotides. RefSeq lists its product as uncharacterized. The record is from RefSeq and is a predicted model, not a curated record. The transcript is spliced from 7 exons. The coding region runs from base 126 to 2981 and encodes 951 amino acids. NCBI's taxonomy places the organism in Eukaryota, Metazoa, Arthropoda, Insecta, Diptera, Culicidae. Gene Ontology annotation, molecular function: protein binding.